Tripterygium wilfordii is the source of this 1035-nucleotide messenger RNA. RefSeq names its product PHD finger protein ING2-like. The transcript has 7 exons. Gene Ontology annotation, cellular component: nucleus. The record is from RefSeq and is a predicted model, not a curated record. Bases 105 to 914 code for a protein of 269 amino acids. NCBI's taxonomy places the organism in Eukaryota, Viridiplantae, Streptophyta, Magnoliopsida, Celastrales, Celastraceae.
GAAACGACGCCGUUAGGCUCAACCUCCGUAUCAAGCUAUCGAAGAAGCCCUAGAACCCAACCUAUGUAGAAACACUCCUGGAAAUUCUCAAAUUCACACAGAAAAUGGCAAUCGCACGAACUGGAGCGUACGUUGACGACUAUCUAGAGUAUGCAAGCACAUUGCCUGCGGAGCUUCAAAGGUUAUUCAAUACCAUUCGAGAGCUUGAUGAACGAUCGCACUCAAUGAUAAACCAGACGCGUCAACAAACGCAGUACUGCUUAGGAUUGGCUUCACAGAGCUCAAAGAGAGGAAAUGGGAACAAUUACAAUAAUAAUUAUAGUAUUAUUGAAGAAGAAGAGGCAGCGAUUGAGAAAAUGCGAAAGGAUAUUGAAAUGAAUCAAGACAGUGCAUUGAGUUUGUGCACAGAGAAAGUUUUGUUAGCGAGGCAAGCUUAUGACCUUAUAGAUAGCCAUGUAAAACGACUUGACGAGGAUCUGAACAACUUUUCAGAAGAUCUAAAGCAUGAGGGAAAAAUAGCACCUGAUGAGCCGGCAAUUCUUCCGCCAUUGCCUAUAGCCCCUAAAAUUGAAAAAUGCAAGUCCUUCUAUGGAACUCCUCAGCCAAAGAAAUUCGAUUUUAGGGAUAGGGAUUGGGAUCGAGAGCAUGAUAGGGAUUUUGAGCUCAUGCCUCCUCCAGGAAGCUAUAAGAAGGAAUUUUCUGCCCCAGUAGAUGUUGAUCAACCCAUUGAUCCCAAUGAACCUACCUACUGCGUUUGCCAUCAGGUAUCAUUUGGAGACAUGAUCGCCUGUGACAAUGAAAAUUGCCAAGGAGGUGAGUGGUUUCACUAUGCAUGUGUUGGGCUGACUCCGGAGACAAGAUUCAAAGGGAAGUGGUAUUGUCCAACCUGCAGAUUGCUUCCUCACUGUCGAUGAUUCUGUAUAUUACAACACUUUUGCUUUGGCUUGUUCAAGUUUCAGAUUAUCUUUCUUUAGGGGGAAACGUUGAAAUAGUCGUUACUGUGAUUUGAUCAUUCAUCCAGUUCUAUUAUACAGG